AAAAGGCACAACUGCAAGUGAAAGUACAACAACCCUUCUAUUAACAACGCCUUGUAUGAAACAAAUGGCGACUGUCAAUAGUCAAUAUGUCGGUACGCCAACGUUUUCCGUACAACCGAUUGCUGGUCAAAUACAGGAUUUGACAAAUCAAUAUUCAAAUGGUCUCACGUUUCCAUCUUCGUCUGCCCCUGUCGAGUUUACUAUACCGUUUAACCAGCCAACAACUGUUGGUUCUCUAACUAUAACAACAGGCAACGUGAACAAGUUCACUUUAACGUUAUUAAGCAGCACAUUACAGCCAAUUUUGAACAGCGACAAUACACCGAUGACAUUGUCAAGUACAACGGGUGUAUCGCCAACUGUAGUUGUAACUCAAAAUCCAACUGUUUACGGAGUUAAAGUAACAUUGUUAGGUACAGAGGGUGAUCAGCCACAAGCCACAGGUGUUACUGUCAAUUUGAUAGUAUGCUUCUAUGCUCAAACAACCACUCUCGGAUCGUCAACAACGGUAAUUAUUCUCUCUUUUAUGAAACUGAGAAGCACAUCUUUCUUUAUAGUAGUUUGAGAUUUUCCGUUUUCAUCAUCGUCAUAUGUUAUUUUGUAGC
Molecule: messenger RNA, 605 nt
Organism: Didymodactylos carnosus
Lineage: Eukaryota; Metazoa; Rotifera; Eurotatoria; Philodinida; Philodinidae
Source: the annotation of a GenBank genome assembly